UAAAAGGUUGUGCCUUUUUAACCCAGACAGAUAACUAACAUAAAUCCUAGGACUGAAGUCCUAAUCCUUGAGAAGGUUUCAACUUUGCUAAGGACUGGAGCAGCUUGUUUUUCUGGUUUGAGGGUAUGGAGGUUGAUACUGAUCGCAGUGAACAUCAGUAUGAAGAAGAAUAUGUAUUGCUUGAUCUUGGUUCAGUUUCCUCCCAGCUUCAGAUACCAGCAAACGCACCAUAUGUUCUUUCUGGUUUAGACACAAUGCAUCCGGUACUGAUUAUAAAUGACAAAUUGAAGUUGACUGGAAAAUGGGACGAAACUAUUGGAACCUGCCUUAUUUUCAAAGAAGGUGCUAGUUCUGUAAUUCAUGAAGAAACAGGAUUGUCGGCAAAUGCAUAGUAGAUCAAAACCAAUAUCUGUCACUUGGCUGUGCUUAUAGGAGAUUAAAAUUUGGAUUGGCACCAGAUUGUGACUCUCAUAGUGCUGUAUCUGUGGAGGCUGAGAAAGUUUGUUGAAGUUUUUGCAAGCACUCUCAAGAUCCUGAUGGUGUGAGUUAUAAAUCAAGAUAUUGCUGUUUUUUGGAAGAGAAGAUAUUGCUGUUAGCUCAUGUAUAAUUGUUGAUGUUAACUCAUUUACUUCAUUGCCAUAGUAAAGAGGCGUUCUAAAAUUACUCUUUAUUUCAAGGUACCGAAAAACCAAGGUUCUAUUUUCUUUGAAGUAAUAUAGUAAAGAUCGGUAGAAUUGGGUUUAAGUUCUCACUAUUUAUUGUCAUUUGGACAUGUAGAAAAUUAUGUGCGUCGCAGUUUGGGAGUCUGAGAUGAGAUGUAGGACUAGGAAAGGAUUUCAAACUUCAUGUCGCCAAGAUUUUGCUUCAAUCUAGCUCAAAGACCUUGGAGCUUGAUAGAAAUCCAAUCCAUUUAGAAGAUUAGCAACAAUGAUUCCUCCUCAUCUUGUUUAAGUUUCACUGCAAGGUUUGUUGUCAUUCUGUUUGAAUUUGUCUCUGGCUAUCACGACCGCCUCAAUCAGUUGCAUGUUAUUGAUUAGUCCUGUGUUCACUUGAGUUUUUGCUUCUUCUUAUCCGUAGUGAUAUGUAUGUCAACAGCAUCAUCUGGAGGCUCUGAGAUAUAUCGCCAAGGACGAAACUCAUGAAUGCACUCUGCAUAUCUCUUCGUUCCGGGUUUCCUAUAAAAAAAAGCCUAGGACAUGUUCUUGUAGUAUAUGGCUGUAAGUUAUAUACUUGUGCUUGUUAAACAAUUUAUAUACUAGUUACAAGAAAACUCACUUUCUAAUUGGUUCCGGGAACAAAUAAGAGUAGAGAGGUGGUCUUGAAUCUUCAUAUGCUCUCUUGUCUGCAAUUUGUUCAGGAUCCUCUGCCAGAUUUGGUGGUCCUCCUAGAAACAUCUAUAAGCAAAACCCAAUUAUUUACUAUGGAUGGUGACCGGUUUUCUUUAGGGUCACCGCUAGCAAGUUCCUUGGGUACAUUCUCGCUAGCAACUGAGGCCAACCCUGACAAGAUACAUGCAGUCAUAAGCAUGAAAUCUCUUGAGAAGAAAGUUGACUUGCAAAGCUUGCAAGGAAAGUUAACGGCACUUUCUCGAUUCAUCGCUAGACUCACAGACAAAUGCUUACCAUUCUUCAAAACAAUGAAGCGGUCACAUUGUAGGGUGGUAGAUUGGAAUCCUGAUUGUGAGGCAGCACUCCAAGUCUCCAAGGUCCCAAGGAGUGCAAAGAUCAGACUUCAUCAAAACCCAGCUUUCAAGCCCAAGUGAAGACAGAUAACCAAGGAGUGUUCAAAGUCCAAUUGCCUUUCUCAGUGAGCAAGCAUGUGAAGAAAAUGGCAGCACGAGCCCCUGAGAGCUUGUUUGAUAAUAGUACAAGAAAAUGUGGGUACUUAACAUUUUUGAAGGAAGAUACUGUUCCUUCAGAUUCAGGAUAAUUUCUUUCCUACAUUUCAGAGCCAUGUAAUAUUUGAAAUUUAGCAAACAAUUUUGAUAUUCCCUUCA
Molecule: messenger RNA, 1996 nt
Organism: Rosa rugosa (rugosa rose)
Lineage: Eukaryota; Viridiplantae; Streptophyta; Magnoliopsida; Rosales; Rosaceae
Exons: 6
Coding region: 126-392 (88 amino acids)
Biological process (GO): transcription by RNA polymerase III
Cellular component (GO): transcription factor TFIIIC complex
Source: RefSeq, a predicted model, not a curated record